GGGUGGGCGCGUGACGCUUUGCGCAGUGCCCGCGCCUGAAGCGCUGCCAGCAUCCAGCAGGGCCGAGCCUGCGCGCGGAGAGGGGGGGUCCCAGCCGCCCGCGAACGACAAAGCUGCGCCCGCGAGAGCUGGUGGCGCCGCUGUAACGCAACGGUCGAAAAAAACGGAGAGUUUCACUUUCUGUCGUCGCACCGGCCCGGCUGCGGAGCACGCCUGUUGUAUCCUGUUUAAUUAUUGACUGAAUUGCUACUUGUCCUAUAGACAUGAAUUACUCUCAAUUCAUCACAGCAGUAAGUGCAGCAAGAAAGGCAUCACCAAUAAGACUUCUGACUGAAUUGAUGCAGAAGUCUCCCCCCUCACUAAUUUCCUUGGCUGGAGGAGUACCGAACCCGAACACUUUCCCAUUUAAGAUGGCCACUAUUACCACUGGAGAUGGCACUUCUGUGCAUAUUGGGGAGGAUUUGAUGAAGAGAGCCCUCCAGUACUCUGCGUCAGCAGGAAUUCCUGAAUUAUUGUCCUGGCUAAAGGAUUUACAGAAGAGUCUCCACAGUCCUCCCACUGCCAACUACAGUCCUGAACAGGGCCAAAUGGAGAUAUGUGUUACCACAGGCAGCCAGGAAGGCUUGUCUAAAGUGUUUGAGAUGCUUAUUAACCCUGGAGACAACAUCCUUUUGGAUGCACCCACUUAUCCUGGAACUCUAGCUGCUCUAAAACCAUUAGGCUGCAACAUAAUCAAUGUUCCCAGUGACCAACAUGGUAUUAUUCCAAAAGCCCUGGAAGAAAUUCUUUCCAGGUGGAGCCCAGAAGAUGUCAGAAAAUACAACAACACUCCCAAAUUCCUGUACACCAUUCCAAAUGGUGGCAAUCCCACUGGAGCAUCAUUGACAAUUGACCGUAAAAAGGAGAUAUACCAGCUUGCAAGACAAUAUAAUUUCCUUGUAAUAGAAGAUGAUCCUUACUAUUUUCUUCAGUUUGAUAAGCCUUGGGCUCCAACCUUCCUCUCAAUGGAUGUGGAUGGUCGAGUUAUCAGGACUGACUCUUUCUCUAAAAUUCUCUCCUCUGGAUUGAGAAUAGGCUUUUUAACAGGCCCCAAACCACUCAUUGACAGAGUUAUUCUACAUAUACAGGUAUCAACAUUGCAUACCAGCACUUUCACACAGCUUAUGAUUGCACAGCUUCUUCAGCAGUGGGGAGAAAAGGGUUUUCUGGAGCAUGUAGACAGGGUAGUGGAAUUCUACAGGGUCCAGCGAGAUGCAAUGCUUGCUGCAGCAAACAAAUGGUUAAAAGGCCUGGCAGAAUGGCAUGCUCCUGCUGCUGGCAUGUUCCUAUGGAUUAAAAUUAAGGGAGUUUCUGACACACAACAGCUGAUUAUGGAAAAAGCUUUGAAGAAACAAGUGUUAAUGGUUCCUGGGGGAGCAUUUAACAUUGAUAGCUCAGUUCCUAGUUCUUACGUCAGAGCUUCUUUUUCUGUGUCUUCUCCAGCCCAGAUGGAUCAGGCUUUUCAGAGGCUGGCUGAGCUUAUAAAAGAAGCUAUAUGAGGACAGCAAAUGAAAGCCAUCUAGCAAAUUAAAGUCUCCUUCCAAAAAUCUGCAGUUUUAUAAUGACAUACAAGCCACAGUACCGUGUAUAUUCUCUUGGUUGGUAUGAAUGCCUUGGAAAUGUAAACGUGAAUAGAUCACCAAAAGUGCUCUGAACUUAUCUUUUGAUAGUGAAGUUAUAGUUUAGUUAGAAAUUAUCUCAUUCAACAAUUACAGUGCAACUCUGGUAUAUGGUUAGGUGCAUAAUAGCACUACUGUAGUUAGUGAAAAUAUUAUUUCAUUUGAAACCAUUUUUCAUUUUCCCAUAACUUCCUCAAUAUUGUUCUGAAUCUUUUUAAAGCAGAUCUUUUCACAAAGUGAAUUUUGAAACUAGGUUUGAACAAAGUAUAUUCAGUCAUUUAGAAUUAUGGGCAGAUGGAUUAUAGCAAAUAAUACAGCUUUUUGAAAUAACUGAGGAAUGAACUACAGAAUUUCUGAUUUUGCAUGAGACAUCAGUAACAAAUACAGUCCUUGUUAAAUCUGUCUGGAAAAGGACUUUAAAAAAAUUAACUACUUUAAUUCAAUGAUAUACUUGAUUUACACAGAAAAAUCACUUUUUGCUAUUUUUAGGUUCAUACCUCAAAUUAUGGAAAAACUGUAUUGACCAGAAAAUUCCACUAAAAUCACUCAGGACCCUCAAAAACCCAACACUUCCUGAGGUAAAAAAAUAUAUUCCUUCACCAAAUUAUGUUAUUGUUAAUUUUUUAAAAUACGUAACUAAGGGUAUGUCUACUACACUACAGAGUUUUUUUUUCGGAAAAAUGGCCAUUUUUCUGAAAAAACUUCAAU
Messenger RNA from Pelodiscus sinensis (Chinese soft-shelled turtle), 2366 nucleotides. It is a transcript of the gene AADAT, whose product is annotated as aminoadipate aminotransferase. Lineage: Eukaryota; Metazoa; Chordata; Testudines; Trionychidae. The record is from RefSeq and is a predicted model, not a curated record. Gene Ontology annotation, biological process: biosynthetic process. Gene Ontology annotation, molecular function: pyridoxal phosphate binding; L-kynurenine:2-oxoglutarate transaminase activity.